AAUCCAAAUUUAAAAAGUAAAGGCAAGAUAGCGGAAAUUGAAAAGCUAUUGGACUUCAGUUCUAGUAGUCCCUUUCUAUUGUUUUCGUCAGCGCGGUUAACACGAAGCUGGCAAUGAGUGUGCCAAAAUUUUGUAUUUUAAGUCGAUAUAAAGAACUAGGUUACCCACAGGGCAGUAAUGCUGCCUUUGACAGCAAAAGACAAACUACAGGGUGUUGAACGAGUCCUUCAGAAACAUCCUAUUAUUGUUUAGCCUGCAUGGCAGGCGGUUCCUAAAAUUGGGCAAGCCUGGGAAAUACCGCCUGCCAUGCAGGCUAAUUAUAGUUAUCCUUGUUAACCCAUUUAUUGACAGUACCCUACCACUGACUGAGUAUUAAAAAUCGUCUGGCGUUGGACAGAGUAAAUACUAAAGUAGGGGUCAUUACUAUUAACAAGAGCCAUUGGCAGAUAGGUUUGUUAACCCAUUUACUGGCAGUACCCUAUACCACUGACGAGUAAAAUCUUCUGGCGCUCGACAAGGGAAGGGCGCAUUGCCAGCUAAUGGGUUAAACCACCGUGGUUAAACAUAAGAUUUCAUGAUGCUCCAGGAAAUGUAAACAAGCAAUCAGUGUGACAUCCCAGUUUAUAUAUUUAUAUACUCGGAAUAUUGAUUUCUCGGUACAUACAAAAUUAUUUUAAAGUAUAACAACCGGCGAAGACGUAAGGCACUAACUACCCUGCGCGGCUGCGCGCAGACUAUAUAACGACAUAUAUAUGUCAUCCGUCCGGUCCGUCCGUCAUUCAUCCGUCCGUCCGUAUCCGCGUUUUAUCCUAACCCGUUUUUAAAACGCAGUGCUGUUCGUCAUGAUCAAUAUUUUCAAAAGCGGCCAAUUAGACCAGGGGUUAAAGGGCAAUGACAAUGACAUGCAGGUGACAUUUAACAUUGCGUCUCACUAAUUAAAAUUUGAGUGUUUAAUAGUGUUUAUCAAAGAAAGCAAAAAUAUAUACAAGACAAUCUCACAUGUGGAGUUUUUUCGCUUACAGUGCGUACUGCCUUGUGAUGCAGUACAAGUAUAAAUACAAAUGACAAAGCAUUUGUAAAUCCUAAAACAUAAUUAAAUCAUACGGCACAUUUAAGAUUUUAAUAUCGUAUUUCAGCCGCGUUUAUACUGUUUGGCGCAUUCGCUGCGUUAUAUUCAUUUAUAUACACAGAAAAGCAUGUCAUUGUCCAUGCAGACCAUAGGCAAAAAGCAUUUGUCAACCACAUACCAAAUUUAAGCAAUCGUUAAAUCAUAUACAUGUCAUGGAAAGAAUAUGGAAAUAAUGUUGAAUGAAAGCUAGCAUCGCGUAUAAUAUCACAGGAGGCCCAGGCUCGAUUUGCCCGCGCCCGCCUGUGCCUUCCUUAUAACGAGGGAAGGACGGAGACAUUGAGACCAAAAUAGCCCAGAUUUGGCAUAUGUCACACGAAACUAUCCUCGAUUUUUCGCUUUUAAUGCAUUUCCUUCACGAUUAAUCGAUAUCCCCUGCAAGAAUGAUACCGUAUAACUCUCAAAACAACGAUGCUUUAAUCAAAGAGCUUAAAUUCGCUCUGAAAUCCGUGAGGGAAUAAAUUCGGCCAAAAUAUAUCCGCGUGCCCGGUUUGCUGUGCAAAAAGCGGAAGUCGUUGAACAACUCAAAAACACUCAACCCUGAUUGGACAACGAAUUUCAACAAACAUUUCAAUUUUUUUUAACAGUACUGUUAUAAUUUCAAUCAUACAAUCAAAACUAUUCACAAACGUUAUAAAGUGUAAAUAUUACUGCAAGUAUAUAAAACUGUAGUACGUUAAUAUGUAUAAUAAAUUGUAUUUCACAUUGUGUUUGUUAAAAAAAUUUGAAAUGUUUGUUGAAAUUCGUUGUCCAAUCAGGGUUGAGUGUUUUUGAGUUGUUCAACGACUUCCGCUUUUUGCACAGAAAACCGGGCACGCGGAUAUAUUUUGGCCGAAUUUUGUUAUUCCCUCACGGAUUUCAGAGCGAAUUUAAGCUCUUUGAUUAAAGCAUCGUUGUUUUGAGAGUUAUACGGUAUCAUUCUUGCAGGGGAUAUUGAUUAAUCGUGAAGGAAAUGCAUUAAAAGCGAAAAAUCGAGGAUAGUUUUGUGUGACAUAUGCCAAGUCUGGGCUAUUUUGGUCUCAAUGUCUCCGUCCUUCCCUCGUUAUAAGGAAGGCACAGGCGGGCGCGGGCAAAUCGAGCCUGGGCCUCCUGUGGUAAGACAGCUUUAUUUAUUGAGGGGAAAGUGUUUAGUGUUAAAUACACGUAAAAAUCUCACAACUUGUCAACAAGAUGUGUUUGCAACAGGCUUGUAGCAAGCUUGUCAACAAGUUGUAACAAUGCUGUCAUUUUAUCGAGUUGCUACAAGGUUGUCACUCACAACUUGUUGACCAAUUGUUGAAUUGCAGUCCCUUAGACCCUGCUUAAUAGUGAACCUCACAUGUCUCUGUUUGUAGGGUAACUACUGCACCGGCAGCAAGUAACAACGCAACAUAUCCUACCGCUGGCCAACAAUAUCUGCAACAGUAUCAACAAUAUCAACAAUAUUAUGCUGCUUGGCAAGCCAGUUAUCAACAACAAGCUGCUGCAGCUGCUCAGUAUUAUCCAAAUUACACACAAUACGCUCAAACAUAUGAACAAUACGAGCAACCGGUGAGUGUGAAGACGUUUCAAUGUUGUUUAUUGUAUUCACCUCCGCCAGGAAGGGGGGCUUAAUAAGUAGACUUGUUAGGAGGGGAGGUCAAUAUUUUGCCUGCUUUUCGCUGACUGUGCAAGGCCUAUCACAUGAAAGUCUAACAUAUUUUUAUUUCAUCUUUUUUUAUUAUAAUGAAUGAAUAAAGAAUGCUGGCAGCAAUGUGACUGAUGUAAGUUUUUACACUUCUCAAACUUGUGAAAUUAAAGUGCACUGAAUAUAUUUUGGUUGACCCCAAAUACGAGAACAGCAGUCUCUGUAAACUACUACCUCCAGAAAUAGAUUAGAGCUUCAUCUUCUUAUUCUCUUCAAUUAAAAUAUAUUUUUUAUGUUUGCAGACAUAUGAAGAAGAUACUGCAGACCAAAUGCUGGAAGGUAAAUUAUUUGAUGUACUUUGAACGUCGUGUCGUAGUAAUCAAAUCUUGCCUUUAACUGAAGUUCCAUUUAUUCUGCAAACAGCUCUCAAAACCAUACUGUACUAUUAUUAUCUAUACUAGAAAAGAAUUCACAUUAUUUUUUCACUCUGAUAAUGCGCGUUAACCACUAUUUACUGUACAAUGUAAAAUCCAAAAGCGGAAAUUGGGUUGUUUAAACACUGUUUAAAAAACAUGCAUAUUUUCAGAACCAGAUGAAGAGAUUGAUGUAGCUGCUCAGAAUAAAGAGAUGAUUGCUCGUGAAGAGGUAAGCGUUUCUCAUAUUAUAGUUUGCAACUGGAUGUUGCUAAUGCCACAGUGGUUCAUUGCUGCACCUGUCUCUUUCUCUGACCAAUAACUGAUACAGCUAUCCAGUAUAAGUAAAGUUUAGGUUUAGGUUUCCUCCUGUAGUAACACUGGAUCAAUAAGAGAUGAUCCUUACUGGACCUCUAGGAAGAACAGUUUAGAACUGAUAGAACUAUCCAGUAUAAGUAAAGUUUAGGUUUAUUAAGUUUCCUCCUGUAGUAACACUGGAACAAUGUCUAUUACUUUUUAGUCUUUGUACUUGGAACUGGAAGAAUCAAGGUGGCAACCGCUGGAUUCUGUUACUGCAAGCCCAGGUACACUAGUCGCGUGACGGAGGAUUGGUGACGAAUUGGAGAUAAGUUGAACAUAGAUUUUCACCACGCUAAAACUACCUAAACAUGGCUACCGCGGUUUUUGUUGCUAGUAUACACUGCGUGAGGACAAGAACUUGUCAGUUUAUAUAUAUACAUCUUUUGAAAGCGAGUGACAGGUAGCAUUAGAGCGGGCCAAUCGUGUCACGAAAAUGUUUAAUUUUCCUGACCGUCAUGAACUUUAUACUGUUACUGGUAGUAUCUAAACUCUGCGCGGGAUUUCUAGACUUUUAAAUUAAAAUUAUUAUUGACAUUUCAAGCUGCAGUUGUUUGUAUCUGAAGUGAAAAAUAUUAAAAUCUUUUUAAAGCCUAUUGUAUGACGUGGCCAUAUUUUUUAUUAAGCAAAAUUUGGCUAAUUGAAUCAAACGAAAUGGCAGACGAAAUAUGUAAAAUGAUAUUUUAUUUUGAUUUUCGAAUAUUUUCAUUCAUGUUUUCAGGUUUAAACUAA
Molecule: messenger RNA, 4234 nt
Organism: Paramuricea clavata
Lineage: Eukaryota; Metazoa; Cnidaria; Anthozoa; Malacalcyonacea; Plexauridae
Source: the annotation of a GenBank genome assembly